AUGAACGUCGUUGAAGAAAAGAUAGAGCCGCAAUGGACGGAAGAUGCUGAUGCGGUUGAACUCGCGCGGUUGGGAUACAAGCAAGAGUUGAAGCGUGCAUUUUCCCCACUUGAAGUGUUCGGACUGGUGUUCAGUAUAUUUGGAUUGUUCCCUUCAAUCGCAUCCGUUCUCGUGUAUGCGUUGCCUAAUGGAGGACCUGUGGCUUUGGUUUGGGGGUGGGCUGUCUGUAGCUUCUUCCUGUUCUUGAUCACCCUUGCUCUUGCGGAGCUUGGAUCGGCCGCACCUACUUCUGGAGGUUUGUACUACUGGUCGUUCAAGUUUGGUUCACCUAGAUGGAGAAGACUUCUGUCAUGGAUUGUGGGAUAUUCGAACACGAUCGGCCUAAUUGCUGGGGUUGCUUCAGUCGAUUGGGGGUGUGCAGUGCAGCUCAUGGCUGCUGUCAGCAUUGGAUCCAAUCAGACGUUCUCACCGACUACUGCGCAAACAUUCGGCGUGUAUACUCUGAUUCUAAUCUUGCACGCGACGAUAUCUUCUCUGGCAACGCCUAUCGUAGCACGUCUCCAGACGGUGUAUGUCGUACUGAAUGUCCUCCUUUGUCUGGGAAUCAUCAUUGCCCUACCUGCUUCCACUCCGGAAGAGUAUCGGAACCCGGCAAGCUACGCAUUCGGAGGCUUUGUGAAUUUUAGCGGCUGGCCUGACGGCUUUGCUUUUAUAUUAAGCUUUUUAGCACCCUUGUGGACCAUCUCCGGAUUUGACUCCUCGCUCCAUAUCAGCGAAGAAGCUUCCAAUGCUAGCGUGGCGGUCCCAUGGGCAUUGAUUGGGGCAACUAGCGUGGCCUGUGUCUUAGGGUGGGCGAUCAAUGUUGCGAUUGCAUUCCGCAUGGGGACUGACAUAGAGAGCAUCAUGAAUAGUUCUAUUGAUCAACCCAUGGCUGUUAUUUUAUUCAAUAGCUUCGGACAGCGAGGAACGCUUGCGGUAUGGUCGAUCGUUGUUGCGGUUCAGUUCUUCAUGGGAACAAGUUCGCUGCUGGCUAGCUCUCGUCAAACGUUCGCAUUCGCACGAGACGGCGGCCUUCCAUUUUCCAAUCUGCUAUAUCGCAUCAAUCCUCGCACGCAGACGCCCAUUAAUUGCGCCUGGUUUGCUGCUUUCAUUGCGUUCCUACUCGGGCUCCUCGCGUUUGCAGGCUCGAGUGCCAUCUCGGCAAUAUUCAGUCUUGGCGUUGUUGGCCUAUAUAUUGCCUACAUCAUCCCUAUUUUGAGCAGAUUUGCGGGCGGAACCGAAUGGUCGCCGGGUCCGUUUUCACUGGGUGCGUGGGGCCUCCCUAUAGCGCUUACGGCUGUGGCCUGGAUGAUCUUCUCCAUCGUUAUCCUGGUAUUCCCUCCCUCACCAGGUCCCAACGCCCCCGACAUGAACUACACGAUAGUGGUAUUAGGAGGAUGGAUUUUGUUAUGCUUGGCAUACUACUAUUUUCCCGUGUAUGGUGGAGUCUACUGGUUCCGCGGCCCGGUGGCGAAUAUCGGUAAAAUGGAGGCAGUAGAGGCCGCCGGAAUGAGUAGCAGUGUCGAGGAUGAGAAGCCUUAUAUGGCCGACUGA
Messenger RNA from Fibroporia radiculosa, 1593 nucleotides. RefSeq lists its product as uncharacterized. The record is from RefSeq and is a predicted model, not a curated record. NCBI's taxonomy places the organism in Eukaryota, Fungi, Basidiomycota, Agaricomycetes, Polyporales, Fibroporiaceae. Gene Ontology annotation, biological process: transmembrane transport; amino acid transport. Gene Ontology annotation, molecular function: transmembrane transporter activity. Gene Ontology annotation, cellular component: membrane. Bases 1 to 1593 code for a protein of 530 amino acids. The transcript has 15 exons.